GGGCGCGGAGCAGACAUGCGGCGGCUCGGGGCUGCGCUGCUGUGCCUGCUGCUGGCCGCGGCGGUGCCCGGCGCGCCCGCUCCCACCGCGACGUCCACGGCCCCCGCGGAGCCGGCUCCGGCUCUCGGCUACCCGCAGGAGGAAGCGACGCUCAACGAGAUGUUCCGCGAGGUGGGGGAGCUGAUGGAGGACACGCAGUACAAGCUGCGCAGCGCCGUGGAGGAGAUGGAGGCGGAAGAAGCAGCUUUGAAAACGUCCUCGGAAGUGAGCCUGUCAGGGUUACCUGCCAGCUACCACAACGAGACCAACUCGGACGCCACCGUGGGGAACAACACCGUCCACGUGCACCGAGAACUUCACAAGGUAACCGACAAUCAGACUGGACAGACGGUGUUCUCUGAGGUGGUUGUCACGUCUGUGGGGGACGAAGGCAAGAGGAGCCACGAGUGCAUCAUUGACGAGGACUGUGGACCCGCCAGGUACUGCCAGUUCGCCAACUUCCAGUACACCUGCCAGCCGUGCCGGGACCAGCAGACGCUCUGCACGCGGGACAGUGAGUGCUGUGGAGACCAGCUGUGUGUCUGGGGUCACUGCACCAGUAAGGCUAUCCGAGGCAGCAACGGGACCAUCUGUGACAACCAGAGGGAUUGCCAGCCUGGGCUGUGCUGCGCCUUCCAGAAAGGUCUGCUGUUCCCCGUCUGCACGCCUCUGCCCGUGGAGGACGAGCUGUGCCAUGAUCCUGCUGGCCGGCUGCUGGACCUCAUCACCUGGGAGCUAGAACCCGAGGGUGCUUUGGACAGAUGCCCGUGUGCCAGCGGCCUCCUCUGCCAGCCGCACAGCCACAGCCUGGUGUAUGUGUGCAAGCCAGCCUUCGUUGGCAGCCCUGACCAGGAUGAGGGGAGUCUGCUGCCCAGGGAGGCCCCUGAUGAGUACGAAGAAGGUGGCUUCAUCGAGGAAAUGCGCCAGGAGCUGGAGGACCUGGAGCGGAGCCUGGCCCAGGAGCUGGCGCUCGGAGAGCCCGCUGCUGCUGCGGCUGCAGCGGAGAUGCUGGCUGGGGAGGAGAUUUAGCCCGGCCCAGGCGCGCUGCCACUAGACAGGCAAUAGAGAUGGCUAACUUAUUUCCCCACGAGUGUCCCCUGGGUGUGGGCUGGCCAGGCGCUCCCCGUGCCCCCUUCCCAGUAAAUGUCCCCUCCAGCUUGACAAGGUGCGUGCUGGGCUUUGUCCUACCCAGGCCCCGACUGCCACUGCAAUGCCCUGCUACUAGGGGGCUGGCAAAAGACAGACAGACAUGGGCAACUGAGGGUGGAGCCUCAUGCCCCCAUGCCUCCAUGGUUUUCUUCUCCAUCGAUUAGAGACCUGAGGGGAGGAGAUGAGAAGGAAGGUAUUCUAACUGCCCGUGAUGGGCUGUGGGGGAAGUGUCGAGGAGGGUGCCUGCUUUGCAAACGCCAACCUGGCAUGCCACACAGCAGCCGCAGGCGAGCUUGCUCACGCCCUUGUGGGCAUUCGUCCCUCAGCUCUUCACUCGGCUCCUACCUCGUUGUGGGCACAGCACCUCGCAGCAGCCACCCCCAGUGCACUCACCGCAGCCUUGGGGAGAUGCCCUUCUCCUUCCUGCCAAGGACUUUCCGAGGCUGUAAGCUGCUUGCCAAGCCCAGAGUUCUCCCGCUUCACCCCGCACCAGUCUCAGGGCCUGCCCAAAGGAGGGGAAAGUGAAUCCUUCUUCUCCUUUGGAGACAUGCCUGUGAUUAAGGUGAAGCUAGUUCACACGUCUCUGAGGUGAGAAGUAGCCGGGUGGAUGUCCGUCAUUUUAGGGGAGACUGCUGGUGUGGAUAGACGUCGCCCCCCCCCCCCCGCCAUUUGGAGCAUAGUGUAUAAAUUAAUUUGCAGGAAAUAUAUAGUUAGGUCAUUGUAGGACCAGGAGUGUAAAUGAAAUUUGCAAGAUCGCUUUACAGAAACUAAAGACCGUUGGCAACUUUGUGGAGAAAGUAAAAGCAAGCUCUAUGAAACAUGGCUGUAAUAUCCCGACCCAGGACACUGAGCAGGGUGUCACUCCACAAAUGACAUUUCCAGGUGCAAGAAACGGUUUCCAUCGUGUAUUCAUUCAUCCAGAGUUAUUAUAUCUUAAAGUUAUACGUGGUUGUGUAAGCAUGCUUUCUUUGACUUUUAAUUAACAUGUAUAAACACAUGUAGCAUUUAGAAAUCAGGCAUAAAUCACUUCUACUACUCAUA
Jaculus jaculus (lesser Egyptian jerboa) is the source of this 2229-nucleotide messenger RNA. RefSeq names its product dickkopf WNT signaling pathway inhibitor 3 (gene Dkk3). Bases 16 to 1068 code for a protein of 350 amino acids. The record is from RefSeq and is a predicted model, not a curated record. Gene Ontology annotation, cellular component: extracellular region. NCBI's taxonomy places the organism in Eukaryota, Metazoa, Chordata, Mammalia, Rodentia, Dipodidae. Gene Ontology annotation, molecular function: co-receptor binding; receptor antagonist activity. Gene Ontology annotation, biological process: multicellular organism development; negative regulation of canonical Wnt signaling pathway. The transcript has 7 exons.